This is a messenger RNA of Armigeres subalbatus, 426 nucleotides long. RefSeq lists its product as uncharacterized. NCBI's taxonomy places the organism in Eukaryota, Metazoa, Arthropoda, Insecta, Diptera, Culicidae. The record is from RefSeq and is a predicted model, not a curated record. The coding region runs from base 1 to 426 and encodes 141 amino acids. The transcript has 2 exons.
AUGGCUGCCUUCCAGGUUCCACUGGACGACGACAAUGAUUUCAACUGUCCCUUCACGUUGGCUGAACUGGAUUUUGCGCUGUCCAAAGGAAAGACAUACAGCCGGGCAUGGACCCCCGGCGUGCUGAAAAAGCUGGCCCUCUGGGGUGUCACCGGCAACCUCCUUCACUUCGUUAAAAACUUCUUACUGGAUCGUUCCUUGCGAGUUCUACUCGGAAACCAGUCUUCCAAGACCGUGAAGAAGGAAACUGGUGUACCCCAGGGUUCCGUGAUAGCCGUCACCCUGUUCCUGGUGGCAAUGGAGGAUGUCUUUGCCAACCUGCCGAAGGAUGUCUUCAUACUGGUAUACGCCGACGACAUUCUGUUGCUCGCCGUCGGCAAGCACAUCAAGGCGAUCAGAAUGAAGCUCCAUGCUGCAAUUCCUUAA